Cryptococcus deneoformans JEC21 is the source of this 2861-nucleotide messenger RNA. Its product is annotated as MMS2, putative. The transcript is spliced from 5 exons. Gene Ontology annotation, biological process: ERAD pathway. The record is from RefSeq and is a predicted model, not a curated record. Gene Ontology annotation, molecular function: protein binding. Gene Ontology annotation, cellular component: endoplasmic reticulum membrane. Lineage: Eukaryota; Fungi; Basidiomycota; Tremellomycetes; Tremellales; Cryptococcaceae. The coding region runs from base 26 to 2734 and encodes 902 amino acids.
AUUCCUUGUAUGUCAAGGGCUUACAAUGCGCAUAUACCUACCACUGCUGCUCCUGGCAGCCCCCCUUCUGAGAGCACAAGAUGCGUGUGCACCUCUAGAGGACGCGGAACAAAUAUUAGAAUCACUUCAACCGGCUCCGGACGCACAUCUACAUUCAAAGCUUCCUGACCUGGCGCCGUUUGGGAAUCACGGAUGGGCAGACGGUCUCGGGUGGUCUCAGGAUGGUCCGUUAUCUACAACAUUGCGUCUUCUCCCACGUGUGUUCUCUGCGAUAUCCCCGACAAGGCUCCUGUCGCAGACUGCCAAGACGAUAGGAAGGAAAGGAAACGCCAAAAUGUCGAGGUCGAGGAAAGAAAGGGCCGAGAAGGUGUUGGAGCUCGUGCAAGAAGCGGAAGAAGCUGGUUGUGAUAAAGUGUGGCGGUUUAGAGCUCGGCUCCGGAUGUUCCCACCCAGAGGCAUCAAGCAGGACCUUGCAGCAGCUUAUGAAGCGUACAAGAAACAUCUCGAGAUUGAACCCAGCCCAGAGGCUCAGUUUAUCCUCGGGGUAUUCCACUCCACAGGGCUUGGUGGGAUUCCAAUUGAUCAAGGCAAGGCGUUAUUGUACUAUACUUUUGCAGCAGCGCAAGGGUAUAGGCCUGCGGCGAUGGCGUUGGGGUACAGACAUUGGGCGGGGAUUGGGGUGAAAGAGGAUUGUGGAGUGGCUCUGGAGCAUUAUUCUCAUGCGGCUGAUAUUUCCUAUCGACGUUUCCUCGACGGUCCACCUGGCGGUCUCACUCUUCCCCUCACGCCUAUCCGCCUGUCUGACCGUGUAGGCGGUAUCUACGGUCCGCACGCUUCAUGGGCGUCAACAGGCGCCAACUCUCUCCGUCCUGCUAUUCGAGCAUCUAUCGCUUCUGCCCGAGGGGAGACGACCCAAGAGAUCCUCGAAUAUUACCAGUACCAUUCCGAUCGUGAUUCAUACAUCUACACCGCCCGCCUCGGCCGGUUAUUCUACCAUGGCUCUGUCCACUUUUCGGCGAAUGGGAUAUCUUCUGGCGCGGAGAGCGUAGGCGCCAUUCCUCAAUCGUUUCAUAAAGCCCGGACAUAUUUCCUCAAAGUCGCCCGUGUCCUCUGGCCUAGCGAUUUCCUCCCCGGUACGACUGACCAGCCUGCCGGGCGUCGCAAAUUGACAAAGGAACAAGAAGAUAAAGUCCGUGAAGCCGCAAUGAUUUCCGCGUCCUUCCUCGGUCGGAUGGCUCUCCGCGGGGAGGGGCAGAAAGCGGAUUACCAACGAGCCAAAAUGUGGUAUGAGCGCGCUGCAGAGUUGGGAGAUCGGGAAGCGCUUAAUGGGCUGGGUAUUUUGUACCGUGACGGUCUCGGUGUACUUGUUGAUUUGGCAAGGGCGCAAGGUUAUUUCCAAGUUGCCGCUGCUGCCUCUUUACCAGAAGCCCAAGUGAACGUCGCGAAACUCUUACUUAACCGCGGGGAAUACCAAGCAGCUCUUCCUUUCCUCGAUUCAGCUCUUCGGGGUGGAAAUCCGCUCGAGGCAUUCCACCUUUCCGCUCAAAUCCAUACUACCCACGGCCGAUCUUCGAAAUCUGCAAGUCUCCCGCCGGCCAUGUGUGGUGUAGCUGUAGCAUACGAGAAGCUCGUCUCGGAGCGCGGAUCGUGGAACGAAGAUUACUUGUUAGAAGCGGAUGAGGCGUGGGCGAGAGGGGAGGAAGGGAAAGCGAUGAUGGGGUGGUAUAUCGCUGCCGAGAUGGGGUACGAGAUUGCGCAGAAUAAUGUGGCGUUCAUGCGCGAAGGAGGGUGGCAGUUUGAUGCGGAAAGGGAAGGCGAGUGGGUAAUAGGGAAAGGAAAAGCAGAAGAGGGAGAUAAGGAGGCGUUGGUAUGGUGGUUGAGAAGCGCGGCGCAGGAUAAUGUGGAUGCAAUGGUCAAAGUCGGAGAUUACUACUACUCAAAGCAAGACUACCCCCACGCUCUCGCUCACUACCUCUCUGCAUCCGAGACCCAGCAAUCUCCAAUGGCAUACUGGAAUCUUGGUUGGAUGUAUCAAUCCGGUCAAGGUGUAGCGAGAGAUUGGCAUCUGGCGAAACGCUAUUAUGACCUAAGCAGAGAGACGGGUGAAGAAGCUGGUCUGGCAGUUUGGUUCAGUUUGUGGGGUCUUUAUCUCCAAAGCUGGUGGACACAUUUCAGGACUCGCGGCUCUAUUUCUGGUUUACCGCUCUUUGAGCCACCGACACCAUCCGAUUCCAAACCCCUCGGGACAUGGUCCCGCCUCAAGUCCCUUUUUACCUCACCUUUCCAAUGGGCAGAACUUGAAUUUGAUGAGGACUGGGAAAACAACCUUGAGCCGGAAGGGAUCGUUUUGGGUGAAGGUGACAUUGAAGGAGGGGGAGGAGCACUUGGAGAAGCUGGAAAUGGAGGCCGGGAAGGGAGGGAGUGGGAGGGAGAGACGAUGGGGGAGAUGAUGGAAGAUCUGCUGUUAAUAGGGCUGAUGUUUGGUAUAGGGGGGUUGAUGUGGUUAAGAGCGAGGUGGGCGGCAAUGGCUGGUAAUGGUGGUAGAGUACAGGGCGACGCCGCGCAGGCGCAAGGGCCGAUAGGUGGUGGUGUAGGGUUUGAAGGUGCAGAGGCAUUUGGUGCAGGCUUUGAGACUCCACAACAGCCCGAAAGAGUGCAGCAAGAUCGACCGCCCGAGGAAAUACAACGGCCGCAAGAGACAGAGGACGAGGAAAACGAGCGGAGGGAGGAGUGAUGGAUGGGUCGAGGGUGUUGUAGGACUGUCUUCUUUAUGAGCUCACGAUUUCAAGAGCUUUGCAUGUCACAUUAUCAAUUAUCACUUGGUUCAUUUAUGUUUAUUAAGGGAUUCAUGUUCAAUUAAG